Molecule: messenger RNA, 2054 nt
Organism: Drosophila pseudoobscura
Lineage: Eukaryota; Metazoa; Arthropoda; Insecta; Diptera; Drosophilidae
Gene: sqd
Product: RNA-binding protein squid
Exons: 8
Coding region: 149-1207 (352 amino acids)
Biological process (GO): regulation of gene expression
Cellular component (GO): nucleoplasm; chromatin
Molecular function (GO): RNA binding
Source: RefSeq, a predicted model, not a curated record
UCGCGGUCACACUGGCUGUCAUUUUCCGGUCGUUUGUCGCGCGAGUUUGGCGAGUGUGUGAAAAAAAGGUUUUCGUUUAAAAUAAUCUAAAAUUGUGCUGAAUCUAAGAGUUUAAUUGGCAAGAAAUUAACUACACACCACCGACAACAUGGCCGAUAAAAUUGUAGACAGUGAGAUGAACGGCGAAGACUUCACCAAGGAUGUAACCACCAACGACGUGAGCUCCGAAAAUGGUGAUGCGGCGGGAGCUGCCGGUUCCACCAACGGCUCAGAACACACAUCCGCUGUCUCUAACCAGCGGGAUGACGACAGGAAACUGUUUGUGGGCGGCCUCAGCUGGGAGACGACCGAGAAGGAACUGAGGGACCAUUUCGGCAAAUUUGGCGAAAUCGAGAGCAUCAACGUAAAGACAGACCCACAGACCGGACGCUCGAGGGGAUUCGCCUUCAUUGUAUUCACAAACACUGAGGCCAUCGAUAAGGUGAGCUCUGCCGGCGAGCAUAUAAUUAACAGCAAGAAGGUCGACCCCAAGAAGGCCAAGGCCCGCCACGGCAAGAUCUUUGUCGGCGGCCUGACCACAGAAAUCAGCGAUGAGGAAAUCAAAACCUACUUCAGCCAGUUCGGCAACAUUGUCGAGGUUGAGAUGCCCUUCGACAAGCAAAAAUCGCAGCGCAAAGGCUUCUGCUUCAUCACCUUCGAUUCGGAGCAGGUGGUCACAGACCUGCUGAAGACGCCCAAACAGAAGAUCUCUGGCAAGGAGGUCGACGUGAAGCGUGCCACGCCGAAGCCCGAGAACCAAAUGAUGGGAAUGCGCGGUGGUGCACGCGGUGGAAUGCGCGGUGGUCGCGGUGGCUACGGACGCGGUGCCUACAACAACCAGUGGGACGGCCAGAGCUCGUACUCUGGCUACGGCGGUUAUGGCGGCUACGGUGCUGCCGGCGGCUACGGCGACUACUAUGCCGGUGGCUAUUAUAAUGGAUAUGACUACGGUUAUGACUAUGGCUACGGCGGCGGCUUCGACGGUAAUGGCUACGGCGGCGGCGGUGGUGGCAGCUUGGGCGGUCGCGGUGCCGGCGGCCCACGCGGCGGUGGCGGUGGCGGCGGCGGUGGCGGCCCCAAAGGCGGCGGCGGUGGUGGCGGAGGCGGCAGCUUCAACGGGGGCAAGCAGCGCGGCUCGGGACGCCAGCCCAGGCACCAGCCCUACUAAGAACCGGUCACUGGGCACUCACACUCUCCAGAUAACUACAAACUAUUUGAAUUUUACCUAGUUUAGUUUGUUAUGCAUUACUACAACCACAACACACCAACCCACUUCUGAGUAAACGCAUAUAUACGCACCUGUAUAUAUGGAUAUACAUUUGAAAGGGGACUGCACGGAGGCAGAUCCCCACUCUUAUUGCAUUAGACGAACUGGCAGACUGGUAGCAGCAGCAGAAGCAGCAGUAGCGGCAGCAGCAGCUACAACCAACAAGCUACAUCCUUACACACAUGAUGUGUAGCACCAUUCCAACAACAAUUAAAUCUACAACCACAACAACACCAGCCGCAACAGGAGCGUCAUUAAUACAUCCCCACCACAAAUACGAGUACAUAAAUACGUACAUACAUACAUACAUACAUAGAUAGUUAGGCCUAGAGACAUGUAAUAUUUUCUCAGCAAGUGGCUAAUUUUUCAUAGCCACACGCUCAUUAAGCCGGCAGACCAACCAAGCCCCCCACACCCACCCAAAAGCAACAGCGAAAGCAAGAGCUAUCCCUCAAGCCCAAAAGCCUCCCACAAGAAACAGUCGGAACACGUUACUGGAGCCGUGGUGGCCCCCCCCACAAGGUCUGUGCGUCGAAAGAAAUUCGUUUUUCUAAUGUAGUCUCAUGUAUUAUGCGGGGUAAUUGUUUAAAGUGCAGCAGCGACACGAGACAGCUACACGAGGAAAUUGUUCAACACAUUUUGCAACAAAAUACAAUACUGUAGAGAUAAGUAUUUGUUUAACUCUAAUUACUGAUAACUGUAACAUGUAAUAUUGUAGUAACUAUAAACACGAGAAAAAGCAACACAA